Molecule: messenger RNA, 2048 nt
Organism: Odobenus rosmarus divergens (Pacific walrus)
Lineage: Eukaryota; Metazoa; Chordata; Mammalia; Carnivora; Odobenidae
Gene: BRF1
Product: BRF1 homolog, subunit of RNA polymerase III transcription initiation factor IIIB (S. cerevisiae)
Exons: 18
Coding region: 15-2048 (677 amino acids)
Biological process (GO): transcription by RNA polymerase III; transcription preinitiation complex assembly; DNA-templated transcription initiation
Cellular component (GO): transcription preinitiation complex; transcription factor TFIIIB complex; nucleus
Molecular function (GO): RNA polymerase III general transcription initiation factor activity; RNA polymerase III type 3 promoter sequence-specific DNA binding; TBP-class protein binding
Source: RefSeq, a predicted model, not a curated record
CGGGAGCCGCCGGCAUGACGGGCCGCGUGUGCCGCGGCUGCGGCGGCACGGACAUCGAGCUGGACUCGGCGCGCGGCGAUGCCGUGUGCACCGGCUGCGGCUCGGUGCUCGAGGACAACAUCAUCGUGUCCGAGGUGCAGUUCGUGGAGAACAGCGGCGGCGGCUCGUCGGCCGUGGGCCAGUUCGUGUCGCUGGACGGUGCCGGCAAAACCCCAACCCUGGGCGGCGGCUUCCAUGUGAACCUGGGAAAGGAGUCAAGAGCACAGACCCUGCAGAAUGGGAGGCGUCAGAUCCACCACCUGGGGAGCCAGCUGCAGCUGAACCAGCACUGCCUGGACACAGCCUUCAACUUCUUCAAGAUGGCCGUGAGCAAGCACCUGACCCGCGGCCGCAAGAUGGCCCACGUGAUCGCGGCCUGCCUCUACCUGGUGUGCCGCACGGAGGGCACACCGCACAUGCUCCUCGACCUCAGUGACCUGCUCCAGGUGAACGUGUACGUGCUGGGGAAGACGUUCCUUCUUCUGGCAAGGGAGCUGUGCAUCAACGCGCCGGCCAUCGACCCGUGCCUGUACAUCCCACGCUUUGCCCACCUGCUGGAGUUUGGGGAGAAGAACCACGAGGUGUCCAUGACGGCCCUGAGGCUCUUGCAGAGGAUGAAGAGGGACUGGAUGCACACUGGCCGGCGCCCCUCGGGCCUCUGCGGAGCAGCACUUCUGGUUGCAGCCAGGAUGCACGAUUUCCGGAGAACCGUCAAAGAGGUCAUCAGCGUGGUCAAGGUGUGCGAGUCCACACUGCGCAAGAGGCUGACAGAGUUUGAAGACACGCCCACGAGCCAGCUGACCGUGGAUGAGUUCAUGAAGAUCGACCUGGAGGGGGAAUGUGACCCCCCUUCAUACACGGCAGGGCAGCGGAAGCUGCGCAUGAAGCAGCUUGAACAAGUCCUGUCCAAGAAACUGGAGGACGUUGAAGGUGAGAUAUCCAGCUAUCAGGAUGCCAUCGAGAUCGAGCUGGAGAACAGCCGGCCGAAGGCGAAGGGGGCCCUCGCCAACCUGACCAGGGAUGGCUCCGUCGAGGACUCCACGUCCAGCUUAUUUGGUGAGGAGGACCCCGAGGAUGAGGAGCUGGAGGCUGUCGCCAGCCACCUAAACAAGGAUUUCUACCAAGAGCUGCUUGGCGGCAGCAUUUCCAGCAGCUCCGAGGUGGCAGGAGACCCCGAGGGGGGCAGGGGGCCCCCGGCCCUGGAGUCCCUGCUCGGCCCCCUGCCCACGGCAGCCAGCCUGGGCAUCUCGGACUCCAUCCGAGAGUGCAUCUCCUCCCAGAGCCAGGACCCCACGGACGGGUGUGGGGAUGGCGAGCUGGACCUCAGUGGCAUCGACGACUUGGAGAUUGACAGGUACAUCCUGAACGAGGCGGAAGCCCGUGUGAAGGCCGAGCUGUGGAUGCGGGAGAACGCCGAGUACCUGCGGGAGCAGAGGGAGAAAGAAGCAAGAAUCGCGAAGGAGAAGGAGCUUGGCAUCUACAAGGAGCACAAGCCCAAGAAGUCUUGUAAGCGACGGGAGCCGAUCCAGGCCAGCACGGCCGGGGAGGCCAUUGAAAAGAUGUUGGAGCAGAAGAAAAUCUCCAGCAAGAUCAACUACAGCGUGCUCCGGGACCUCAACAGCAAGGGUGGGGGCAGCCUGCAGGGGGAGGACGCGCAGCCCGAGGAGCGGGCCAGUGCCCGGAAGCUGUCUCGGAGGAAGAUGCCUGCCGGCAGGAACGGAACUGACUCCAUGAGCAGCGUGGGGAAAAGGCUGAGGCCCAUGGUGUCUGCACAGCCAGCCAAGAAGGCAGCUGUAGGAGAGACCUCCCUCCUGAGCUUGCCCACCCUGGGAGCCGAGCCCGACAGGCCCGCAGCGGUGGUGGAGAGCGGGCCGGUGUCCUACCACCCUGAGGAGGACCCCGACGAGGAGGACCCCGACGAGGAGGACGGGGAGCCCUGUGUCAGUGCCCUGCAGAUGAUGGGCAGCAAUGAUUACGGCUGUGAUGGCGAGGAGGAUGAGGGUUACUGA